Chrysoperla carnea is the source of this 1376-nucleotide messenger RNA. RefSeq names its product M-phase phosphoprotein 8-like. The coding region runs from base 117 to 1280 and encodes 387 amino acids. The transcript has 5 exons. Gene Ontology annotation, biological process: negative regulation of transcription by RNA polymerase II; chromatin organization. Lineage: Eukaryota; Metazoa; Arthropoda; Insecta; Neuroptera; Chrysopidae. The record is from RefSeq and is a predicted model, not a curated record. Gene Ontology annotation, cellular component: pericentric heterochromatin; nucleus. Gene Ontology annotation, molecular function: chromatin binding.
ACCAUCUGUUGAUAAAUAAGUUGUUAUGAUUCCCCUCCAAAAGUAAUAAGAGUGCUAAAAGCCUGUAGAAGAUUAAAAUCUAAAUUUUUUAUUUUUCGUUGCUAAAAGAAAGGGGUAUGCCGGUUCAAUCGCUUCCAAGUCGUAGUGUACGUGAGAGUAGUCGAAGAUCAUCAUCCAAGCGCCUAUAUCAACAAGAAGAAAAUGUGGAGACAGCUAUUCGGGGAAAGCCCCGUGAUUUAGACAAUGACGAUGAUGCAGAUGCUGGUGCCCCAGAAGAGUUUUCUGUAGAGAAGGUAUUGGAUAGUAGAAUUCGAAACGGACAGAAAGAAUAUCUUUUAAAAUGGAAAGGAUAUUCAAAUGACGAUAAUACUUGGGAACCAGAAGAAAAUUUAGAUUGCCCGGAUCUAAUUGCUGCAUAUGAAAACAGUAAACGAAAGGAACGUAGAAAGCGUCUUUCUAUAGAUGGCGAAACAAAAAGUAAUAAACGAAAGAAUAUUGAGGAAGAUAAUCGUCCCAGGGGAUUUGAUCGCCAUUUAGAGCCUGAAAGAAUACUUGGGGCUACAGAUGCGAGUGGAGAAUUAAUGUUUUUAAUGAAAUGGAAAGGUACAUUAGAAGCAGAUUUAGUAACGGCACGACAAGCAAAUAAACUCUGCCCGGACGUGGUAAUAAGUUUCUAUGAACAAAGGCUAUCGUAUCGACAUAUCGCUGUAUCUGAAAGGAAUCAACGACGAUUGACCGAUAGUGAUUCAAGAAGUGAAAGUGCAACAUUUGAACGCGACGUUGCUAAUUUUGAUUCAUUAUUAUCAACGUCACCUAUACCCCCUUAUACGUCCAAAGAUGAUACAUCCACAACAGAAACUCCUACAAAUAAUGAUGCUAUUGAAGCAGAAUCGAAUAGCGCAGGUGGGGAUACCACAAAAGAUACGCCAGACGAAGCCAGUAAGGAAAAUGAUGAUGAUGUUCCAAAAGAUGAUGAAAAUACAGAAAAUACUUCUGAUGUUCCUGACGAUUCAACUGAGAAAGAGACAGUUGAUGAAGAACCAGCGGAAACAGCUAGUACAGAAAAACCAGCUGAGGAAAUGGAAAUUGAAAAUGAGAUUGCAGAUCCAGCAAUUGAAGCUCCAGACUCAGCCGUAGAAGCUUCAGACUCAGCCGUAGAAGCUUCAGACUCAGCAGUAGAAGCUUCAGACUCAGCAGUAGAAGCUUCAGAUACAGCAAUUGAGGCUACAGAUCCUGUAAUUGAUGCUACAGAUCCAGAUCCAGCAAUUGAUGAAUUGUAAAAUACAAAAAAUUAAAUGUGUAUGUGUUUCUUUUAUUCUCGGGAUUGUUAAAUUACGAUUCUAAAUUUUAAAGUAAAAUAAUUAAAUUUUAUAUAA